CUCCGCCGUCCCCUUAGCUUGACUCCAUCAACGCCAGAUCUACCUCACGGUCCUCACCAUCUCCGUUCCGGCGUUCCCAAAUCGACGCCAGAUUUACCAGGGUUAAGGAAAACUCUAUGCUGAAGUGGCUGGUACUCUCUGUUUGAUCAGUAAUAUUAGAAUAAAUGGAAUCCACGGUGAGGAUGAAUUCUCAACCACGGCGAAUAUUGCCACCUGGAGCGUCACGGAAACAGAAAGAGAAGGAAAUGUCAUCUUAUAAUUCCAUGUGGCCAUCAUCAUAUCCAGUUAGUCACAAGGCUACGACGUCGUCGAAGCAAGCUGAGUCAGCAGCAGGCUACUCGAACCGGGUCUUAGCCGGUUACAUGGCUUACGAGUUCUUAACUAAAGGAACCAUGUUUGGCCAGAUGUUCGACCGGGCUCGAGCCGAGGCUGCCCUGGGGAACAGUGGUGCAGCAGAUGAGGUGAGAAGGGGAAACCCGGCUGCCGAAGCCGAUCCGAACGAGGUGAGGAGCCGAACAUAUGAUGAGGUGGCGAGCCUGUUGAAGAGCGACGAGGCCCACAUCCCCGGUGUGGUAAAUCCGACGCAGCUCGCGCGAUGGCUUCAGAUGUGACAUCAUUGUGCGCCGGUCUUUUGAAAAUCCUUACCAAAACACUAAAUGGUUUGUUACACCUUGUGGUAGGUUUAAUUUGUGUCAUGAACUAAAUGAUCUUGUUGUUAGUAAAUUUUCGGGUAAUAAUCCUUCAUUUCUAUUAGAAGUGUGUCAAAAUAUGUAUGAUACCAAUAUAUUUGGGGCCAUAUAGUUCUCCGUUAGGUCCGGGACCGGAUCCUAGAUCCUACCACCGAGAGCCCUCUUGCCCAAAAUGUUGUAAUGAUCAUUGAAGUUUUUUUUGUCAAAGUAUUUGAAAUUGAAACUAUUUUUUGUGAUGAAGCCACAAGUCAAAACUCAAGAAAUAAAUAAAUCUUGCGUAU
Molecule: messenger RNA, 970 nt
Organism: Cuscuta campestris
Lineage: Eukaryota; Viridiplantae; Streptophyta; Magnoliopsida; Solanales; Convolvulaceae
Source: the annotation of a GenBank genome assembly